Coregonus sp. 'balchen' is the source of this 17433-nucleotide messenger RNA. The record is from the annotation of a GenBank genome assembly. NCBI's taxonomy places the organism in Eukaryota, Metazoa, Chordata, Actinopteri, Salmoniformes, Salmonidae.
AUGGCUAUGCCUGUCCCAGAUUGCUGUGGAAACGAGGUCAGAGGUUACAGCUGAUACAGAAGUGGGGCAGGAGCAGCGGGCCAUGGGAAAAGAGGGGGUGAGAGGAAAGAAUGAGAGGAGGGGAGGGAUGAGAGGAUGGGAUGAUAGGAGGGGGUGAGAGGACAGAAAGGGACUGUGUCCCAUAGUCAGGAUGUUUUCCUCUGAAUGAAACAAUGGGACACCAUGAGGUGUUUUGAACAUGAAGGCAGAUGCUGAUAUGGAAUUUAUAUAGAUUUCGGAUUCAGAAAUAGAUUGAAACAAUGAAGCUGGAGUGUUUAAUGAAGCCGAGUUUCUGGUGAGCGAGACUACAAAUGCUGUGACUGUUUGCCCCCUCCCUCUUCUGGAUUGUCUAAAUACGUUGUUUCGAUGUGUCAAGGCAAUAGAGAAUUGCAAUGAUGGCUUUCUGUAUUAUUGGUGUGCACCUUUGACACAUAUUCCUAUACUCUCUGUAGUUUUCCUUGAUAUUUUGUUCUGAUAUGCAGUAUUAUUAAUAAUUUAUUAGCACUUUUUCCGCCUGUGGGAAUCGCCUGGCCAAGGUCUUUUCCUUUUUAGUGGAAAGUCAUUCGCCCCACCCCCUUUCUUCUCUCUGUCCUCUUUCUGAGGUCUCUCUCUUUCUCUCGUGUCUUUCUGACCUCUCUCUUGUACUGUAUAAAUUAUCUUCUUAGUCAUGUAUUCAGAAAACAUUUGUCACAUUGUGACACAUCUUUUCCAAGAAGUGUCCCCCACAGUCCUGCCUUGUGUUGUCCAGGUAAUGAAUGAGGGGUUGUUGGUCAUCUCUGCAUUAUCUUUCAUCAAAGUGGCCCCUCUCUCUUUCUCCAAUCCAGUCCCCUCCCUCUAAAUCCCUCCUCUUCUUUCCUCUCCACCUCUUUUACGCCCCUCUAUCUUUUUUCCUCUCUGAAUCAUUCCUCCUCUGACGUCCCACUGAGUUCACCUCACGCCUGACAGAGCAUUUAGCUCGCAUGCUCCGAGGCUACGGCUGGCCGCAGAUGCAGAGUGUGUGUAGGAGUGUGUGUAUGUGUGUCUCAGUACUGCAUCCCUCUCUCCUUCUCCGGGACCCUCGUUCUCUCAGACAAACUAGAUCAGAUUUUGGUCUCCUUGGUGGAAAUAGGGUCAAGGAAUACUGCGCUUGACCCCUCGAAUGGUCACUGGACAUCCUUGGUAACCCUUUCUAUGUAUUUUCACUGGGCUGGAUACCCUCAGUAUUUUCUGGAGAAUGAUACCCUUUCCAACCUAACCACAGUGAAGCUUGACUGGCUGUUCCACUCUGGGCAGGGGAGAGUUAGACCUUGGUUGGAUUUUGACGUUGGACAAGGGUGGAUCUUUCCCCCCCUGCGACUAUAGGAUACCAUGCUGCCUCAACUAAGAAGGGUAAUGUGACUUAGCCUACGUAUUUUGGGUCAAAUAAUACAUUGGGAAGAUCUGCAUUCGAUCCCAGAGGGAAGAACUUGAAACGCUUAUUUCCAAAGUGGUCCUUCUACUUUUGUGGAGGAAUGCGUGUGUGAGUGAGGGGGAUGUUUGUGCGUGUUAGUGAAGGGUGUGUUUGGGCGCAGUGGGGUGUGGAGGAGUUCUGUAUUAUAGCACCUUUUUAUUUGGAGAAACCUCUUUAUGUGUUUGUAUGGUGAGAUCCUGUUGAGUGGCUUCUAUCCAGUGUUCUAAUGAACCAAACUCUGUGAGGAGAUCUGCCGAAUCUAAUUGGCACAGAGGCUGGCAACGAGUGGCGAGCACUUCCUCAGGGAUGAAGGGAUGAAGAAGAGAGCAGAGAGAGUGGGAGAGAGAGAAAGAGGAGAGCAUGCUGCAGAGAGAGAGAGUGCCAGAGAGGGGGGGGGGGGGGGGAGUGAGGGAGAAAAACAAAGAAAGAAAAAAUAUGAUAUAAGAGGAAGAUACAGCUGUUAUUUCAAUAGAAUAGCCAAUUGUUUUACAUCUCUCUUCACAUGAGUGGGUUUGUGAAUUAAUCGUUGUUUCUACUGAGGGAUGUUGGUGUGGAAACCCCCUUCAACCGAAUACAUAUAUGCUGCUGUUGUCCUUGUUCGCCCCAGAUAGGGAUCAUAGUAUGUUUUAUGAUACAUACUGUACAUGCAGUAGCUAUCUACCCUACAUUCACAGGUUUUUUUAUGCUGUUAUUCAUUCCCUUCCAUUGAUAUCAUGUAGCCUACCUAUGUAAAAACAUGUUUGGCCUCAUGCUGCCUAUAACAAUGGGAGCUAGUGCUGAGCAAUUAACCAAAAUGUUGGUAAUUUUUUGUUUUUUUAAACAACUAAUUGACCAACAGCAGUUAAAUUAGAAUUCCAUUUCGUUUGUUUUUUUCUGGGCUCAGUGCGCACAUUGUGCAGUUUCUUUAAAGAGAUAUCAGAUCAAGCCCGCACUGUGCGAUGUAGUAGGGAGUUGUAGUUUCCAACAGGCAAAUAUUCUACAGCGUGCGCAUGUUGAUUAUUUACUCCCACACCAGACACGAUCAGGACACGCAGGUUGAAAUAUCAAAACAAACUCUGAACCAACUAUAUUAACUUGGGUACAGGUCGAAAAGCAUUAAACAUUCAUGGCAAUGUAGCUAGCUAGCUUGGUGUUGCUAGCUAAUUUGUCCUGGGAUAUGAACAUUGGGUUGUUAUUUUACCUGAAAUGCACAAGGUCGAGCAGUGUGGGUGCAAUGAUUGAAUAACACGUAUGUGUAUAUAUGUACAUUUAUUUUGCAACGCUCACACACGCGACGUGUCCGGUCUGGUCAGCAUGUUAGUGAUUGAUAGUUGGUAUUCAGCAGUCUUAAAAGUAUGCCUUAUUUACUUUGAAGAACUACUAAAAUAGUGAUUUUGUCAGACAGCAUAGGCAGCAGCUCUACAGAGAUGAGAUGAGAUGACUUGAAAUGAAAUAAUAAAGUCAUCAAAUAUAAUUUUUUUAAUAUACACUUCAACUGAAAUAUUUUAUUAAAGCAAAGUAAUGUGAAUAAAUGAUGUUUAAUAAGUGAUAAGCAGUAAUGGGAAGUCACUACCAUCAUCAGACAUUUAUUAAAUGUUUUAUUCUGUUUUGUUACAGCAUUCAACCCACAUAAUGCAUAGUGUUUAAAAAAAUUCUCGAAACUGAAAUCGAUCGAAAAAAACACUUUAUUAUUUCUUAAUAAUCUAACCGAAACCGAACCGACCUCAAAAAGUCCUAAUCGCUCAGCACUAAUGGUAGCCUACAGAAAAAAAUUAACUGUCCCCCAAAAAGCCCAAAAUGUUUACAUCAAACGCAUAUGCUAAACUGUAGAUGCCACAUCCACUUCCUGUGUCUAUGAGCUAGCUGGCUGUAGCAGGCUGGCUUUGUAAAACGACGGAUUAAAGCAGCACAAAAGACAACCCACUAAGAACCCUGUCAUGCUGACUGGGACAGUAGCUCAGUCGACAGUUGGGGAAUAUACUGCACGGAGGGCUUCAGCUUUGGUUGGGUUGAGGAGGAGAGACAUUUUGUUUGGGUGAGGUGGACUUCAGAUGAUGGAGGAGAGGAUGGGGGACUGUUGGAGCUAUACCAAGGUGAAUUUGUUCAUUUGUUACUGUGAAUACUGUAAAUGGAUGGUAGCUAUAUAGAAUCACGAUUGCAAGCUGUCCUGUGGUGGACUGGAGUGUGUUAUCCUCUACUACAGUAGGGAUGUUUUUUGUAAGCUACACAAAAAAAUAACAAAUAAUUCUAAAUAGUACCAGUGCCAGUUCUUUGGCUUGUAACCAUUGUAGAACCCUUUUUUGAAGGUUCAACAAAGAACCAUCCUCAUAAGGUUUUAAAUGGAACCUGUAUGGUGCUAUAAUGAACCCUUUCCUAAGGUUCUAUAAAGCACCAUUAAAAAAGAUUCUAUAUAGCACCAAAAAAGGGUUCCGCUAUGGGUACAACCCUUUUUGGGGCUAUAUAGAACCCUUUUUUAGGGUUCUUUAUAGAACCUUUGUGGAGAACCUUUGGAAAUCCUUUUGAAAAUCCCGGAUCUGCCAUAUUAUAUUGUUAAAAUUCCAUAGGUGUUGGGCCUCCCGAGUGGUGCAGCGGUGCUUGAGGCGUCACUACUACAGACCCGGGUUCGAUCCCAGGCUGUGUCACAACCGGCUGUGAUCGGGAGUCCCAUAGGGCGGCGCACAAUUGGCCGAGCGUCGUCCGGGUUAGGGGAGGGUUUGGCCGGGGGGGGGGGGCUUUACCUGGCACAUCGCACUCUAGCGACUCCUUGUGGUGGGUGGGAUGACUGCAGGCUGACUUUGGUCUUCAGUUGAACAGUGUUCCCGCCGACGCGGUCGGGUGUUAAGAAGCGCGGUUUGGCGGGUCAUGUUUCGGAGGACGCAUGACUCGACCUUCGCCCGUUGGGGAGUUGCAGUGAUGAGACAAGAUUGAAAUUGGGGGUAAAAUACAAACCAAAGAUAUAUAUAUAUUUAUAUAUAUAUACAGUGAGGAAAAAAAGUAUUUGAUCCCCUGCUGAUUUUGUACAUUUGCCCACUGACAAAGAAAUGAUCAGUCUAUAAUUUUAAUGGUAGGUUUAUUUGAACAGUGAGAGACAGAAUAACAACAACAAAAUCCAGAAAAACGCAUGUCAAAAAUGUUAUAAAUUGAUUUGCAUUUUAAUGAGGGAAAUAAGUAUUUGACCACUCUGCAAAACAUGACUUAAUACUUGGUGGCAAAACCCUUGUUGGCAAUCACAGAGGUCAGACGUUUCUUGUAGUUGGCCACCAGGUUUGCACACAUUUCAGGAGGGAUUUUGUCCCACUCCUCUUUGCAGAUCUUCUCCAAGUCAUUAAGGUUUCGAGGCUGACGUUUGGCAACUCGAACCUUCAGCUCCCUCCACAGCUUUUCUAUGGGAUUAAGCUCUGGAGACUGGCUAGGCCACUCCAGGACCUUAAUGUGAUUCUUCUUGAGCCACUCCUUUGUUGCCUUGGCCGUGUGUUUUGGGUCAUUGUCAUUCUAGAAUACCCAUCCACGACCCAUUUUCAAUGCCCUGGCUGAGGGAAGGAGGUUCUCACCCAAGAUUUGACGGUACAUGGCCCUGUCCAUCGUCCCUUUGAUGCGGGGAAGUUGUCCUGUCCCCUUAGCAGAAAAACAUUCCCAAAGUAUAAUGUUUCCACCUCCAUGUUUGACGGUAGGGAUGGUGUUCUUGGGGUCAUAGGCAGCAUUCCUACUCCUCCAAACACGGCGAGUUUUGGUCUCAUCUGACCACAACACUUUCACCCAGUUCUCCUUUGAAUCAUUCAGAUGUUCAUUGGCAAACUUCAGACGGGAAUGUAUAUGUGCUUUCUUGAACAGGGGAUCCUUGCGGGCGCUGCAGGAUUUCAGUCCUUCACGGCGUAGUGUGUUACCAAUUAUUUUCUUGGUGACUAUGGUCCCAGCUGCCUUGAGAUCAUUGACAAGAUCCUCCCGUGUAGUUCUGGGCUGAUUCCUCACCGUUCUCAUGAUCAUUGCAACUCCACGAGGUGAGAUCUUGCAUGGAGCCCCAGGCUGAGGGAGAUUGACAGUUAUUUUGUGUUUCUUCCAUUUGCGAAUAAUCGCACCAACUGUUGUCACCUUCUCACCAAGCUGCUUUGCGAUGGUCUUGUAGCCUAUUCCAGCCUUGUGUAGGUCUACAAUCUUGUCCCUGACAUCCUUGGAGAGCUCUUUGGUCUUGGCAAUGGUGGAGAGUUUGGAAUCUGAUUGAUUUAUUGCUUCUGUGGACAGGUGUCUUUUAUACAGGGAACAAGCUGAGAUUAGGAGCACUCCCUUUAACAGUGUGCUCCUAAUCUCAGCUCGUUACCUGUAUAAAAGACACCUGGAAGCCAGAAAUCUUUCUGAUUGAGAGGGGGUCAAAUACUUAUUUCCCUCAUUAAAAUGCUAAUCAAUUUAUAACAUUUCUGACAUGCGUUCUUCUGGAUUUUAUUGUUGUUAUUCUGUCUCUCACUGUUCAAAUAAACCUACCAUUAAAAUUAUAGACUGAUCAUUUCUUUGUCAGUGGGCAAACGUAAUCAGCAGGGGAUCAAAUACUUUUUUCCCUCACUGUAUAAUCAUUUCACAGGUUUUAUUAUUGUGUUAAUUGACAAGUUUAAUCCAGUGAGCUACCUCUGGAACAGCUGGGGGCCCAUGAUGAAAAAAAUGAGAACCACUGACUGAUUUAGUCCACCGUUCUCAACUGACACAAGGCCAUACGUGAGUCUUUCACAAGACGCCAUUGUAAUGGCAUAACACAACACAUUAGAUCAACUGGAAUGUCACUCUUACUCACGGUUACACAAAAAUAACUAUGAGCAAACCACGGCCCAAAAUAUAUUCGAAUGAGCUGCCUCCCCCACAUUUUAAUUAUCACAAAAAGAGCAAAUAAUAAUUGAGUGAACUGCAAAGAACCAUUGAAGAGCUCAAAUGGUUAUUUGAGUCAUUAUGGUUCCACAUAGAACCAUCACCCUUCCAAAGAACCCUUGAGGAACCCUCAUUUUUGUGUGUGUAUGUUCCUCUUGUAUAGGGGCUACCCUGUUUGUAAAGUAUUUAUAUUUAUCCUGCCACGUGGUGAUUUUAGCUGAUUUAGCUUUAAUAACAUUAUGCAGCAUCAUCAAGUUUUUCUGUAUUCUACACAUGCUUAGGCUAUAUGACAGAGGAGAGACGAUGCAGGAAAAGGAUUCAUGUGACUAUCAUGCACCUCAUGCUUCCUGUUCGACUGCACAGUUCAGAUGAGUACAAGUACGGUUAGGCUGAAUAACUGUAUUAAUCUAUGAAUAAUUUACAAGGCCAUUGUGGGUUAGGGUACUCUACGUAGCCUACAGUGAAAGUCUUUACUUGGAAGUGAAGAGGAGGCUGAAUGGGUUUUUGUAAAUGGUGGGGUCAAGGAGUUCAUAAGUGGAGGUGUUUCUGCUUGUAACAACUACGGUACACAAUACUACAGGGCGCCAGUAUCUCAUUUAAGAGACUAGGAGGACAUGGAUGUCAUACUCACACUAUUAGCUGUUUAGAAGAAACCCCCAAACCUCACAAUGGUGUCCAAUACAUUAAUUACACCUAUCAGACAGGCUAUAAAGUAAGUCAAGCGUUUUGUCUGAUUGGUGGCUUUGGCUGGUAAAAACAGUCUCUUUGGAAUCGGUACAGCUAGCUCCAUGAAGUACCAGGCCCAUAAGACUUUUACUAACAAACAAACAACACUAAGUUAGAAAGGCUAGCUAGUCCCACUGUUAAAUUAAAUGACCUCAACUCUUUCUGUUUUACCCUAUUACCUUAUUAGAAGGCAGGUGUGUCAAAUAGACUUGGAUAAUACGUUAAGUGGCAGCAGCAACUCGACAGAGUAGACCUAAUUGUUGACUGUAAAACCCUUGGCCUUUGGGAAGGGAAAAUUAGCACAAACAGUGCUGCUGUGAGUAAUUUGUGUAGGCAAUGUACAGCCAUUAUAAUGGAUAUCUGGAACUGUUAAACCUGUUGACAUUUCAAAGCUGUUGUCAUGUUGUCAACACCCAUGGAAAAGGUCAUGUAGCCAACUUUUUGUCCUUGCAACUACUGUAGUGAGGUUUGUGUCACAGCAGGAUGACUGCCCUAAACAAAUCUCAGAAUGCUGCAUCAAAAACGUUAGAACUGUAUUGGGAUGUUAUAUUCAUUCUUGCAUCAUUCUCUCUCUCUGUUUGCAGGAUCAGUUUGAUAACCUGGAGAAGCAUACACAGUCCGGCAUUGAGUUUGUGGAGAGGUACACCAAAUUCGUCAAAGAGCGAUCGGAGAUUGAAAUCAACUAUGCAAAGCAGAUUAGGUGAGUUCUGUUUCUUUAUUGCCCUGUAAUGAGCUAAGUCUAGGCUUCUGUCUAGAUAUUUCACGAGUGAAUGAAAUGGAUAGUACUCUUCAGUCAUUUAAUCAUUUCGGUCUCAGCCUUCUUCAGAGUACAGAGUAUAACAUAGUUAUAACAUAUAAGAUAUUUCACUGCCAUUAAAAACAAGCAUGUCAUGUUUCCACACAGGCAAGGUCACUGACAGUUUCACAGUUUGACAGUGUUCAUCUCAUUCAGCCUGCAGCGAGCACAUCACUACUGUGUUGGUUUUAGUGAGGUCCUAUCAGAGAGCCUGGCAGAUUGAGCGAUGUUAGCUUUAGCCAGGUGGAGGGCUAAAUAAACAGAAUGAUGAUGCCUGGAGCAGAAGUCUGUCUCUCUUCCUUUCCAUCCCUCUCUCUCCAUCUGUCUGUUUCUCUCUCUGUCUCGCUUUCUCUCUUUUUCUCGAUGCGUCUCUCUCUCAUUUCUCUCUCUCUCUCUCUCGCUCUCUCUCUGGCACAACAGUGUUUUUCUCUCACAGUUUUCCGCUGGAGGCGAGAGGAAGUAAGGUUGGCGGCAAGGUGGGGGGGCGGGUUGGGGGCACAUGUUGCCAUAGUAACGAGGGAUCCUUAUUAUCAUACCCAGCCAGCGCUGACCCACAUUUCUUUUUUUCCAAUUACGGUGGAGUGUCGGUCGUUUAGUCCCGCCCCCCUUUUAAACCCCCCAACCGCACUCUUCCUCCCCUCAAAUUGCUCCAACCCACAUUUUGGGAUUUGGUUCGCCCUUCCAGAUUUUGGAAGGCACAGUGAUGGUUCGUGACAAGAACCCCAGGAAUGGGGGUAGGGGUGAGGGGGUGAGGGAAUACUCUUCCUAAGUCCUCUUACACCCCAACAACAAGCAGCAGGGAUCUGUCCCCAAAUCCCUUAUCUUGUUCCCUAGAGAGGGCCCAUAAGAGGGCUAAAGACUCUAAGUACUGACUACUGACCAACCCCCAUCCAGCACCCUUCCUCUGCACCCCUAACCCCUAACCCCACCUCCUUCUCUUUCUAGAUAAAUCUUCCUUUACUAAAGAGAUAAUAGAACUAGUAGUUCCUCACUCUCUGUUUGCAUGCCUGUCAAACACACACACGUAUGUACGUACACACACACACACACACCACAUGCCCUAAUUAGUUUCCUUCUGUGUCUGACUUUGGUAUCUGUGACACAGAGAUAGUCUUUUAUGGGGUGAUUUCAGUGCCGUCCAGCAUCACAACCGUAUCGUGUGGACGAGCGGUUUGCUGAUAUCAAAGUUGAGAACUUGUGCCCCAUGGUGGCAGUGGGGUUAUGGUAUGGGCAGACAUAAGCUACGGACAACGAACACAAUUGUAUUUUAUCAAAGGCAAUUUGAAUGCACGUAGAUAACCGUUGCAAGAUCCUGAGGCCCAUUGUCGUGGCAUUCAUCCGCCGCCAUCACCUCAUGUUUCAGCAUGAUAAUGCAGGGCCCCGUGUCGCAAGUAUCUGUACACAAUUCCUGGAAGCUGAAAAUGUUCCAGUUCUUCAAUGUCCUGCAUACUCACCGGACAUGUCACCCAUUGAGCAUGUUUGGGAUGCUCUGGAUUGACGUGUACGACAGAGUGUUCCAGUUCCCACCAAUAUCCAGCAACUUCGCACAGCCAUUGAAGAGGAGUGGGACAACAUUCCACAGGCCACAAUCAACAGCCUGAUCAACUCUAUGGAAAGGAGACUGGUUUUCUGAUCCAUGCCUGUACCUUUUUUUUUAAAGGUAUCUGUGACCAACAGAUGGUCCAAACACACCAAACAGUGGUGAAGAGGGCACAACAACACCUUUUCCUCCUCAGGAGACUGAAAAGAUUUGGCAUGGGUCCCAGAUCCUCAAAAGGUUCUACAGCUGCACCAUCGAGAGCAUCCUGACCGGUUGCAUCACCGCCUGGUAUGGCAACUGAUUGGCAUCCGACCGUAAGGCGCUACAGAGGGUACCACUUGACCCCCAAAAUUGUCAAAGACUCCAGUCACCCAAGUCAUAGACUGUUCACUCUGCUACUGCACGGCAAGUGGUACCGGAGCGCCAAAUCUAGGUCAAAAGGCUCCUUAACAGCUUCUUAACCCCCAAGCUAUAAGACUGCUGAACAAUUAAUCAAAUGGCCACUCUGACUAUUUACAUUGACCCUUCCCCCCCUUUGUUUUUACACUGCUGCGACUCACUGUUUUUUAUCUAUGCAAAGUCACUUUACCCCUACCUACAUGUACAAACUCGACUAACCUGUUCCCCCGCACAUUGACUCGGUAUUGGUACCCCCUGUAUAUAGCCUUGUUUUUGUCUCCUGAGUGGCGCAGUGGUCUAAGGCACUGCAGCGCAGUGCUAGCUGUGCCACUAGAGAUCCUGGUUCGAAUCCAGGCUCUGUAGCUGGCCGCGACCGGGAGACCCAUGGGGCGGCACACAAUUGGCCCAGUGUCUCCCAGGGUAGGGGAGGGAAUGGCCGGCAGGGAUGUAGCUCAGUUUGUAGAGCAUGGCGUUUGCAACGCCAGGGUUGUGGGUUUGUUUCCCACGGGGGGCCAGUAUGAAAAAUAAAAAAAAUAAUGUAUGCACUAACUGUAAGUCGCUCUGGAUAAGAGCGUCUGCUAAAUGACGUAAAUGUUAUUGUUAUGUUAUUUUAUUGUGUUACUUUUUAUUUUAAUUUUUACUUUUGUUUAUUUAGUAAAUAUUUUCUUAACUCUAUUUCUUGAACUGCAUUGUUGGUUAAGGGCUUGUAAGUAAGCAUUUCACGGUAAGGUCUACACCUGUUGUAUUCAGCGCAUGUGACAAAUACAAUUUUGUUUAAUUUUAUUUGAUCUGUAUUCCCAGUCAUGUGAAAUCCAUAGAUUGGGGCCUAAUGAAUGUAUUUCCUUAUAUGAACUGUAACUCUGUAAAAUAUUUGAAAUUAUUGCAUGUUGUGUUUAUUUUUUUGUUUAGCCCUUCUAAGGAUAGCCUUUCCACUCCCUAUUUAAUAUUGUUUUUGUGACUGACUGGGGGUGAACCUGGUCUCCUGCAUGUCACAAGACUGAGUUAGCCCACUUAGUUAAAGCCUAUAGGUUCAGGAAGUUCAUGUAAAGGACGACACGCUGCUUGCUUAAUGCUCACCGUUUCCCCCCUGAUUUAGCUCAUACCGAGACUCAAACUCAGGACCUCUGCCUCACAGAUCUCCAUCUGCUACAUUCACCCCCUUAACUCACUCCACAGCGACCCCAGCGGUUGAACCAGCGCAACUGUAAAUCCGAGUCCAGUGGCACCAUUGUAAUGGACGUCACGCUGCCUGCUUAGCGAGUACUGCUUCCCCCUGAUUGAGCUCAUAUGGAGACUAGAACAUAGAACUUCGAAAACACACGUGACCACCCUCCUGAAGCAUUUCAACCCAUCGUGCUAUUAAAAAAGGCCUUCUUCAAUUGCGCAAGGGGCAAUACUUCAGGCUGAGGAAUGAGUUUCACAGAUCCCCAUCUGCAACACUAAUACAAGUCUUCAAGAUCCAGCAAGGUGUCUUGUGUGGUUUGGUGAUCCAUGCUUAUGUGAUGAGAACCUUGCCUGAGACCUGAAGACGUGUUAGUUUGACAUGUGUUAGUUUGUGUUAGACAUAGUCUAGUUUCAAGCAGGGGCAGACUGGCUAUCUGGCAUUUGCCAGAUGAGCCGGUCAAUUUUAAUUUUGUUUUUUUGCGUGAAAUUAUAAUUAUCUGGCUAAUAAUGGGGGCCGCAAGGAAAAGAAUGGGCUGGUGUGGGGGCUCAAGGAAAAUAAUGGGCCGGUGUGUUUGAAAUGCCAGGGCCGAGUUUUGGUCCCAGUCCCCUCCUGGUUUCAAGUCUCCAGCAAGAGUAAUCAUUAUAAGAUUAACUUUUGACUGACUGGGUUGAGACUGUGUUAGCCUGUUGAGCUAAAGCCUAGCCAUUGGUCCUGUGACUUGGAUGGAUCUCUUCAAGUAGGUCAAAGGAGGGUGAAGUGUAACACAGGUGGUUCGGUGACCACACUCGUGUGUUAAGUAACUUGUCUGAGACCUGAAAAGUUGCAUUUUCUAGUGCACAGGAGACCUGGGUUAGAACCCCAUCAGUCAAACUAACACGUCUUCAUGUCUCAGCCAAGGUUGCUCAUUACAUAGCCUAACGGGCAGUCUGAUCCUGCGAGCUUACAUGAAUGGUUCGCUACGCGCAGUAAUCAGUCUGGUAAUUACGAGGUUACUCAUCACAUAGAUGGAUCACCAAACCACCUCUGUUGGACUCUCAUUAAAUGGGGUGCACAAUUCAUUCUGCUUCUGUUUGCCACAGAAAAUGUUGUUGUUGUGCAGGAGGCCUGAUUUCGAACCUAGUCAGUUAUAUUGGUGCCGUGAUCUCUGAGUAUGAGAAAUGUAACUGAGACUUGAAGACUUGUGUUAGCUGCCUGAACUUUAUCUAAGUGGGCUAACACAGUCUUGUGACAUGCAGGAGACCUGGUUCGAACCCAGUCAGUUACAAGAGCAAGAUUAAAUAGGGAGUUGAAAGGCUAUCCUUAGACGGGCUAUGACAGGGUUAUUUAACUAUAUAUCGUGGCCUGUGAUCAUCAUAGAGGGCAACAAAAAGCACAUCCAUGCUCCAGAGAGUCUUAGCUUUCAGGAAUGGGGUCAUCAUAGCUUAUAGCCAAAGCGGUUCAAACGCUAGAGCCAAAUUCAUAUGAAGAAAAUAAAUUAAACAUGCCACAUUGGCUGCAGAAACUGGCAGAAGCUUCUGUUUACCCCAGAGAACGUUUGAUUUCAUCUGUGUUCUCCUCUACCUUUCCUGGCUGGUACCAGGAUGUUGUCUCUGGAAUUUAGAGAACUGAAUUUGAAAACUAAAUCUGAAUGCAUCUGAUAUGUAUGAAACUUUGAUUAACUUGAAAUUAUAGUUUGUAAAGUUGAUACACAGACAAUGAAUGCAAUAACUACCAUAUUCAAACUGAAUAUAUAAAUAUUGAAUUGUAGUUUUAAAACUGAAUGCAAUAUUCAUUCAAUUCAGUUUCAAAUCAUGAAAUACAAGUUCAAUUUAUUAACUCAAUUUGUGCAUUAAAUAUUGAAAUUCAAAUACAAUUUCUGUUGCCACUGAAAUCGCUCCAUAGAUGUAUAUUAUUGAACCUGAGCCUCUGCAUUUGUGGCGGUUGGAUGUUUUAAUUCACUCUGCUUACACAAACAUAUUUGUUUCCCACCCAGACGACCUACUGCUAUCACAGAAAAAUAUUAUUUACAAAUUACAGAAUGGAUAGCUCUGUUUCUAAAGCGUCAACAAGGUUAUUCUGUUUUUUUGACACAAUGUAAAUCUUUGAAUGGGUUUUUUCUGUUUCUGGCUCUCCAUCCAGACUAAUUAUUCUCCCACUAAUCGUUAAAGCAGAUUGAAUCUACCUGGAUCACUCAGUCCGAUAGAACACACAGCCCUCCUAGAUCUAAUAAACGCUAAUGAAAUUGGCCCUUUGAUCAUCCGCCCCUCAUCACACCUCUAUGCUGGAGGAAGUAAGGUUUAUUUAUUUUUCUUCUCCUCCCUCUCUUUAACCUUUUUGAGGUUUUUCUCCCCACUGCUGUAAUUCUACUGUAGCUUGACCUUGUCCGUGGCAAUGAGAGUUCUGAUAGAUCUGUUCUAUGGUCUCUGGGCUUGAACAGGGUGAAAGCUCUGUGCUGUGGAUGAAAUAUCGUACAGAUGGUUAGCACCUCUGCAUCAGCUAUUACCACUAACUGCUCAACAAGACAAAGACCUCACUCUGCUCUGCAGAUAACAUGGCACUACAAUGCAUCAAGAGACAUUAUCAAAAGAGAAAUGGUAGAAAGUUAGACCAGAUGCAUACAGUGAGCAACAAAAGGAUUGGGACAGUGACUCAUUUUUUGUUGUUUUGGCUCUGUAUUCUAGCACUUUGGUUUUGAAAUGAUACAAUGACUAUGAAUGAAUCGUGAAUAAUAAUGAAUAAGAAAGUUACAGAUGCACAAAUAUCAUACCCCCAAGACAUGCUAACCUCUCACCAUUACAAUAACAGGGGAGGUUAGCAUUUUUUUUUGGGGGGGGGGUAUGAUGUUUGUGCGGACAAUCUGUGCAUUAACCUUAUAGUCACUGUAUAAUUUAAAAUCCAAAGUGCUGGAGUACAGAGCAAAAACAACAACAAAAUUGUCACAACUUUUGGAGGUCACUGUAUUUAAAACCGUGCAUGAUAUAGUGUGUAGACAGACAGCAUGGCUGGCUGCACAAUACACAGUGCACAGUACCAUUAGGCCUACCAUUUCACCAAACCAAACAGCAUGUGCUGGUAUAAUCUAGGUUAAAUCCGCCUCCACUGUAUCAAAUGGAUAAACACGCACAAUGUUUCAAUAUAGUACAGAAGGCUACAGAGCAUUAUGUUUCCUCCCCCAAGCACAGUAACACACAUUGGCAUAAUCCACAGUACAGUAGACUACAGUAGGCUAAGGACUAUCUGUGUGCAUACUACUAAGAAGAAUGGGGGUGUGGGUAUUACAAACACACUGUCUAUAGAAAAUGGCACAGUAUCACCCAAUAUGGGGCGCACACACACACACACACACACACACACACACUAAUCCUCAUUAAGUCCUAUGGGCACCCCCUGUCUGUCUGUGUGUUGGUUAAAUACGCUACGGAGGAGGAGGAGGAGGAGGAGGAAGAAAGGCAAAUGCAUUUUGAUAUGACAUCUGGCCAUGAGUGAGAGACAGCCAGGGUAAAAGCAAGAGAGAAAACAAGAAGAGAGGGGAAGAGGUAGAUCUGCCUGGCAACAGAGCAGACACCAGGGAAGAGUAGUAGGGGGUUGUUGGGAGAGAAGAGAGAGAGAGGAGAGAGAGAAGAAGAGAGAGAGAUCGAGUAGAGAGCCGAGAGAGAGAGCAAGAGAAGCGAGUAUUACGAUAGCGCGAUAUCUCUAGCUAUUCUCGCUCUCUCUGCUCUCUCUCUCUCCACUCCUCUCAGUCUCUCACUCCUCCUUGCUCGUCUCUCUCUCCUCGCUCUCCUCUCUCUCGCAUCUCUAUCUAGUAUAGAGAGGACGUGGCUGUAGUGUUUUUACCACAUCCAUGAUUAGUUCAUUCAAUUUUAAAGACAUCCCACGCAUGGCAUUUAAAUGCUAGUACUGUCGAGGAGGAACACAUAGGCCUAUGUAUGUCUCAAUAGCUGAGUUAGGCCUACAUAGUAGUCUUUACUAUUGUCAAUGGCCAUUACAGUUGUUGUACCAGUAUUAUUAAUACUGCCCCUAUUAUAUUGGUGCAGUAGCUUAGUCGUUGAAGAGGCAGCAGUCAUUUUGUAUCUUUUCUUUUCUAUUGACCAUUAUAGGCAGCCCCAUUAUAACUGAUAUUAAAAGGGCAGUCAUGACCAUGACGUUGCAGGGGUUCUAUUGAUAUUCUACUGUUUCUAUCGACCUUCUGACCUCUAUUCCCAAUGAGAGGGUUAAUGGUCCAAACAUAAGCAUAGUAAACAACACACCAUACAUGAGUGAGAUGACCUAGCUACAAUAUGCAGGGAUCUACGCUCUUUAUAAGGAGCACGUGUGCGCCUAAGUUGAAAAAUGUAGGGGCACACAAAUACAUUUAGAAGCACAAUGAAAAAAUAGUUGAGGGAAUAAAGCUAGAAUCCUUAAUUCUUCUAGGUGUACUGGUGCUCCUAAAUUAACAUUCCAGGUCACACAGCAAAAUAUUUAGGUGCAUAUGUGAGUAAAAUGGUUGCAUAGUAGAGCCCUGAUAUGACUCACCAUUCGCUGCCUGGCUGCUGUGCAGCAUGCCUCAUUGCUUCCUGAUUCGCUCUGCAUCUGUCUGUUGAAGUCUAAUUGGCUUGUGUGGUGUGUUGCCGUUUCUAGGUGGAUUCUUCUAAUUGGUUUACCUGUUUUUAUUGGCUGUCUGGUAGAGUCUACUGUACAUACACUGAGUGUACAAAACACCUACUCUUUCCAUGACAUAGACUGACCAGGUGAAAGCUAUGAUCUCUUAUUGAGGUCACUUGUUAUAUCCACUUCAAUCAUUGUAGAUGAAGGGGAGGAGACAGGUUAAAUAAUAAUUUAUAAGCCUUGAGACAAUUGAGACAUGGAUUGUGUAUGUGCGCCAUUCAAGACAAAAUAAUUAAGUGCCUUUGAACGGGGUAUGGUAGUAGGUGCUAGGUUAAAUCGGUUUGAGUGUGUCAAGAACUGCAACGCUGCUGGGUUUUUCCACGCUCAACAGUUUCCCGUGUGUAUCAAGAAUGGUCCACCACCCAAAGGACAUCCAGCAAACUUGACACAACUGUGGGAAGCAUUGGAGUCAACAUGGGCCAGCAUCCCUGUGGAACACUUUCGACACCUUGUAGAGUCCAUGCCUCGAUGAAUUGAGGCUGUUCUGAGGGCAAAAGUGGCUGCAACUCAAUAUUAGGAAGGUGUUCCUAAUGUUUUGUACACUCAGUGUAGAUUGAGUAACCUACUGUGUGUGCGUGCUUGUGACUGUUAUUAAACUGUGUGACAUAUAGCAGGUACAGAGCGAAAAAUAGAAAUAGAUGAGGAGUUGAUCCGACUAUCACUUGCAAACAAACACACAGUAACAGAGAGAGGGAGAGAGAGAGAGGCUGACAGAGAGAAAGAGACAGUGGAAAUGAAGGAGACAGAGUGAGGGUUAUAGAGAGAAAGGAAGGAAGCGAGAGAGACAGAGAUUUUGUCUUGGCCAGGUCACGUGGUCUGGAAAAACUUCUGGCCCUAACCAUAACCCCCUUUACAGCAUAUGGUUCUAAUCCCCGAGCCGACUAGGUGAAAAAUCUGUCGAUGUGCCCUUGAGCAAGGCACUUAACCCUAAUUGCUCCUGUAAGUCGCUCUGGAUAAGAGUGUCUGCUAAAUGACUAAUAAUAAUAAUAAUAAUAAUAAUACUAGUGCUAGCCUGUUUUUAUUCUACUCACUCGUCUCGUGCCAGCAGACUUGUGCAGCCAAUGUCAGAAAGAGGGCAAAGUUGAGAGGAGAAAAGCAUGCAUCUUCUUGGUGACUGAUUGUGUAUUCACGCUCCCGAGGCCAUAAGCAUUAUUACUGGAACAGUAGGAUGGAGGAGGGAUGGGUAUGGAGAUGGAGAUGGGGUGGUGGGGGGGGGGGGGGGGCUUAAAGCACUCUGCCAGAUUGAACAGUAGUGGAUGAUCCUUUGGCACAGUGACAUGAACAUCAGUAAUGGAGGAGGCAUACAGUGGAGUUAGGGUAUGUUCAGCCGCCUGCUGUGCUAUUGUAUCAACCCAAUGGGAUAGUAUACACAUAGUAAAAAUAGUAGAAACUAGCCUACAUAUUAUUACUCAGUACUGAAAUAACAGAGCUAUGUUUCUUCCCUCCUCACAGGAAUCUAUCAAAGAAGUAUCAACCCAAGAAGAACUCAAGAGAGGAGGAGGAGAACAAGUGAGUUUGAGACUCAGAUGCAACCAUUGCAAAUCAUUGACAUGUGCUUGAUGUUGGUAUAGGUAUCUCCAGUCACCUGAAGUUUCUUUCAAUGAAUGACACUAUCUGAGCAUGUUGUCAUGACACUAUACUUCAAUUGCUGUGUCAGCCCCUCUAGCUCUUCCUCUGACAUCACUUUCUGUGACCUCUGACUUGUCAGGUACACGUCAUGCCGGGCCUUCCUGUCGACACUGAACGAGCUGAACGACUACGCAGGUCAGCAUGAAGUCAUCGCUGAGAACCUGACCUCUCAGAUCAUCGCAGAACUCUCGCGGUACCUCACGGAACUCAAGGCCGAGAGGAAAUCGGUGAGACCACACUUCCUGUUUAUAUUCUGA